UUACAGACAAAAAGAAAUUAAAACAAUUUUCCCCAUUUCUCUCUUCUUCAAACUCCAAAACCCUGAUAAUUCCUUGGAGAAAGAAAAAUAAUUAAACCGAAUCGCAUUAAUCGAUUCAGCGGCGAGAGAGGGAAAGAAACGAGAUGUCGUGGCUGAGAACGGCGGUGAACAAAGCGGUAGAGGUUGGGAACAAGAAUAACCUUACUCGAAACUUCAGGAACUACGCCGAUACCGUUGUUCAUCAUGCAGGUCAAGCUGUCGCUGAAGGAGCUAAACUCUUGCAAGAUCGCAUUGCAUCUCGGAAUGUCAGGAGUGUAAAGCAAACUGUCAAAAGAUUAGAGGAAGCAGCAAUAUCUUGUAGGGGUUCUGAGAGAGUUAUGCUGCUGAGAAGUUGGUUGAUUGCACUCAAAGAAAUUGAGAAGUUAGCCAGUUCAUCAUCUGAAGGCAGUCAAAAGAGCCUUGGGCAAAUUCUUGCUUCUGAAGAUGAAAGGGAGAACCCUAAAAGAACAUCUAUGGUCUUGUAUUAUGACUCUGAUAUUGGGGGUGCACCAAUGGAUUUUAGAGAGGUUUUUCUUCAGAGCCAGGCUUUGGAGGGCAUAACAGUAUCUAUGAUUAUUGAAGCACCAAAUGAUGAAGAAAUUUCUCUGCUCUUGGAGAUGUUUGGGCUCUGCCUCACUGGAGGAAAAGAAAUUCACAAUGCAAUAGUGAGCAGUAUACAGGAUCUAGCUACUGCUUUUUCUAGCUACCAAGAUGAAGUGCUGGUUAAACGGGAGGAACUGCUUCAAUUUGCGCAAAGUGCCAUAACAGGAUUGAAGAUCAGAGCAGAUCUUGUAAGAAUGGAAAGUGAAGCUUCUGAUCUGAAGAAAAAACUUGACCAAAUGAGCACUUUGCUGAAGCUUCCAAAAGGAGGUCAUGAUAAUGCAUCUGAAACGACGACUGAAGCAGCUAUUGAGGAUCUGAAAGUAGCACUUGCAGAAAUACGAAUCCGUUCCACUUUGGAAGGAAUUUUACAGAAAAAGAAGCUUGCUGUAAACAAUGGAGACUCUCCUGAGAUUCAUGCUCAAAAGGUUGAUAAAUUGAAGGUCUUAUCAGAAUCUCUUGCCAACUCCAGUAUAAAAGCAGAGAAACGCAUUUCAGAUCACAGACUUCAGAAGGAGGAGGCCUUAACUGUUCGUGUGGUCAAAGCAAAUGAAACUGAUGAAAGAGAGAAGGAAAUAGUAGCUGAGAUUUCUGAGCUCGAGAAACAAAGAGAUCAACUUGAAGCAGAGCUGAAAAAGGUUCAUAUCUCGUUGGUUGCUGCUAAUGCACGUCUACACAAUGUCAGGGAAGAAAGAGAUCACUUCUAUGAAGCUAAUGAUCAGAUUGUUGCCCAUCUGAAAACAAAGGAAGAUGAACUGUCAAAAUCGAUUUCUGCAUGUAAAGUAGAAGCAAAAGUUCUCCAUACAUGGAUUAAUUUCUUGGAAGAUACUUGGCUUCUCCAGUCCUCAUAUGUAGAAACUAAGAACAAGCAAGUUGUUGAUGAAUUGGAGCGACAUGAGGAUUAUUUUGUGAACUUUGCCAUUACCCUUCUCUCAGCUUACAAGAAAGAGCUAGGCCCUUCAAUUAGCCGUAUCAGUAAAUUUGUAGAGAACCUGAAGAAGUUGAGUGAGAGUGCAAGAAAUGAUGAUUCUAAAGAAUCAAACCCAAGGAAACAUCUUGAGGAGGAAUAUUUGGGUUAUGAAACCAAGAUUAUAACAAUCUUCAGUGUGGUUGAAAACUUGAGAGAGCAUUUUAAUGCUAAGCAUGGGACAACUUCAAGGAAAGAUGAUCCAAAGGUUAAAGAGCUAUUUGAUGACAUUGAAAAGUUAAGAGUGGAAUUCGAAACCAUUGAAAGGCCAAUUUUAGAAAUGGAGACUCCAAAGGUCGAUAGUCCCGAUGAAAGGCCGCAGGAAAUUUUAUCUCCACACCCACCUCUGGAAUCAACACAACCUAAACUUGAUACAAAAGAGAAUCCCAAAACACAACCUAAACCUGAUACAAAAGAGAAUCCUGAAACACAGCCGGUGCUAGAUGCUGCAGCCGAACUGGCGAAGCUAGAGUCAGAGUUUGGGAAGGUUAACCAAGACUACACUUCGGAGGAGAUAGGUGAUUGGGAGUUCGAUGAACUUGAAAGGGAGUUGAUUUCUGGUGAUUCUGCAUCAGGUAAAUAGAUCAGAUAAAUUAACCUUGUGAAGAAUGUAAUUAUGACAUGUAUCAACUGUCAACUAUCUACCUGCCAAAAAGCUGCAUUUAAAAAGGAAACAAGCUUUUGCUGUUAUUUCUGUAAAUUUGGAUGGGGAUUUCAAUUAGUUGAUUCUUCUGUAAAUACUUUCACUCUGUAAUAUGGAAUUUAUAGAACACAUGAAUCAGUAUUCAGUUA
Gossypium raimondii (Peruvian cotton) is the source of this 2398-nucleotide messenger RNA. RefSeq lists its product as uncharacterized. The transcript is spliced from 18 exons. Lineage: Eukaryota; Viridiplantae; Streptophyta; Magnoliopsida; Malvales; Malvaceae. The record is from RefSeq and is a predicted model, not a curated record. The coding region runs from base 144 to 2189 and encodes 681 amino acids.